Messenger RNA from Oreochromis aureus, 1720 nucleotides. RefSeq lists its product as uncharacterized. NCBI's taxonomy places the organism in Eukaryota, Metazoa, Chordata, Actinopteri, Cichliformes, Cichlidae. The transcript has 4 exons. The record is from RefSeq and is a predicted model, not a curated record. The coding region runs from base 533 to 1489 and encodes 318 amino acids.
AAAGGAUUAUAAUGAAAUUUAUUUUGAAUUAUUGAUAAUUAUGUGGUUCUCAAACCAGAAAUCCUGGAUGACCAGCCAGAUCCGCACACUUCUCAAAGCCCGGGAUGCUGCCUUCAGGUCGGGCGACUGAGUUCUGUACAGGUCUGCUCAACCCGAUCUGAAAGAAGCUAAGACGGACCAUAAAAGUAGCAUAGAGUCCCACCUGUCCAGCAACAACACACGGGGGGUGUGGUUGGGCAUGCAAGACAUCCUAAACCACAGAGGCUGCACUGUGAAAACAGGAAACUUAAGUGCGCCACUGCUGAAGGAGAUAAACACUGGAAGUAGAAGUACUGAGCAUCUCCAUCAUAGUCAGCAUUGGCAGUGAAAACAGCUCAGUUGAUCAUCAUGUGAAUGCAGAGAAGCAGGAAAGGAGGAGGGCUGAAACUGCACGUCAGAGGUGAUUUCACAAUUGUACUGAUGCUGUUGUGUGUAUAAAGAACGAUCAGCAGCUUUCAGCCAGCCAAACGCUGUCUAUACACACGAGGAAGAGAUGGAGACUAUGAAGACUCUGCUGAAGGUUUAUCUGCUGCUGCUGAUCGGACCUCCCUUCACUCUGGAACAAUCAGUGGGCCAGUACAUCACCGAGCUCCAGGUGUCUCUGGAUGAAGCUGAAGAGACGUAUCUUAGCAGUCAAGGUUUCAUCAAAAUCGAUGUUGAUCUGAACAAAGGAGCUGAAGGAAAAUACAUCUACCUUUGGUACAAAAAAGGCAGCAGCUCACCAAUCACCAGGAUUCAGCUUACAUUCAAUGAUGGCAUGAGCAGGGGUCUGAUCACUGCAGGUUACCAGAAGAUUAACAAGAACCUCAAUGCCGGAACAAGCGGAGACUACAUCUACCUGUGGUACUACAGAGGUAACUCAGAGUACGAUGUUCCCAUUGUGAACCUUCAUGUCUCUAUAGGAGCAAGAGAGGAAGCCCAGAUGUUUGCAUUUGGAUAUGAGAGACUGGCCUGUGAUCUGAACCGGAAAGCUAGAGGAAAAUGGAUCUACCUGUGGGUGAAGAGGGAGAGACCAACCUACAUCUGUGACAUCACUGCCAAUGCUGACUAUGAUGGAGAUGCUGACUACUUCCAGAACGGCUACAUCAGAGUGGAUGAAGAUACCAACAGAGGUGCAGGAGGAUCCUUUGUCUUCAUCUGGUACCGUCAGACCACUAACUCUCAAAGAGCCAUCACAGAUCUGAAGAUCUCCACUGAUGAUAUAGACGAGAUGUUGUUUCCGUAUAUGGGCUUUACAAGGGUAACUACUGAUCUAAGCAAGGGGGCAGGAGGAAGUUACGUGUACCUGUGGUACAAGAAAGACUCCGGUCUUCCCAUUCGGGCGGUCUCUAUGAUCGUCAACACAGCAGCUGUGGAGCAGUACAGAUAUCCCAGGGUCUUCAUUAGACAAAGAAACCUCAACAGUGGGAACAAAGGUAAUACGCUGUACCUGACCUUCAGUUCGUUUUAGUAACAGAGCUGGGAAUGCUCACUGGGCAGAAACCAAAGAGUCUAUGGUGUUCCUGUUUAACCAGUUUGAUUGUUUUUCUUUCCUUUCUGAAAUGAUGUUCACCCACUGUGAUCUCAGAUCUUUGACUCCAACAAUGAUCAUUGAUCCUACAAUCAAUCUGUUUGAUUAGCUCUGUCUCACUGCAUUCUGAUGAUUGUCUCUGUUUCAAUAAAGUCUGUUCAGCAUAUGAAA